AUGAAAUGGUGGACGUAUGUAAGAACAGAGCACAUAAGACCAGCCGCAAAGCGAACAGUAAUGGCACUUGCAAAGUAAUUAACCCCUUGGCACAGUAAGCCUCCUGUACUAGAGCUGAAACUGAGAUCUCAUUUAUUUUUGUGGUUUGGUGCGGUGGUUUAACAGUAAAGAAAAAUACACUUCCGCUCUGCAUGAAGGUUUAGCUGCACUGCACACACAUGCACUCAUAUGUUUUGAGAUGCAAAUGUCCACAGGCAGUUAGAAGGACAGCUAUUUCAUGUGGUUGUUUCAUGCGCUUUUUUGGCCGUUUUUUUUGGCCGAGCAGAACCUUGCAUUGAUACAGAAUGUCACGUCGCACAUCAGCUUGCUUCAGAACUUCCUGAAUCAAGAAUGAAAGUCUGGUCAGUUCAAAUGAAGGGGGGAAAAAAAUAACUACUACUGCUUUUAUGUUUGAUCUCACAGGGACAGGUUCGCAGUCAGAAUGAGUGGAGGUGUCUCCGAUGCGGACUCGAGCAGCACUUGCUCACAAGAACUAACUUCAAUUUCAAAUGACUCUGACACAUUCAGCACUCAAGACUCCACCAGCAGUGUAGACUCGGCGGACAAGAUCUACGUUAAUCUGGCUGACCUCCAUUCCAGUACUACCCCUACAAAGACUCUGCAGGGCGUGAGUGAAGCUUUAAUGGCCUCUCAAAGGAUGCUGCCUGAAUCCAAGUCCGCCGAUGACGCACGACCACCCCCUCUUCCUAAGAAGUCCCUCAACAGGACAAACUCUGCUCCGGGAGGUGUUCUGUUGGGUUCACCUCUCACCAAGAGUCUGCCCUGUUCGCCGGGAUUUCAAAUAACCAAUCCGCUCUACGGCAUCUACGAAGGAAAAAAUAUGUUUUGGACAAAAAACAGCUUCAGUAGCCCCUGUAGUCCACUGAAGACGGAUGAAAAAUUCAACCUUUGGAGUCUCCACAACAGGAGAUCAGGAAUGACGAGGGCUCAGAGCUUGGAUGGGAACCCUGGUUACGUUCCUCAGAUGGACAUAGGGAAAUUGAACUUUGAGACGUCAGAUCUGGACCUCAGGAACUGGAUCAACACUGACAGUCAGGAAGAGGUUUUCAGAACGAUGGCCAACAGAUGCACAAUGUCGUUGAAAAGCAUUGCCGCAAAAUACAGCAGGCUUUUCCUGCGAGAUAAGGAACCUGCGCUAAACCUCAGUGAAAGUAACUGGCCAGGUUUCCAGGUGCCGUUUGACAAACCCUGCUGCGUCUCCAGGGAUGCCGUUUACUUUCGAGCCCAAUACAUGCAAGAUGAGUUCACGUUAAAGAUCUCAAAAACAUUGAACGAAGAGCCCCUGGAGAAGGAACCAGACGGGCUGUCGGUACAGGAAAGCCUCCCGGUCCAUUUCAAUGUACAACAGGUGAGAGGUCACUUUAUGGCCGCUCUUCCUACAAACCUCGCACCUACUGAAGAGGCGGUUUUGUGUGCCGAUGUUCCAGAGGCUGAAGUCUCCGGCGUUGAAACAGGAGCCGCUGCCGAGACGUUUGAAGCCAACCCAGAGAGUCAGCUCGAUAAAAGGCGGCAGUUUGUGAUCAUCACGCAGGAGACCCCCUUUCAAACCAUGGCGGACUUUGUAAACGAGUCUGCGUCGCUUCACGUGUCCCAGGCAGAAGUCUACGAGCGGCAAAUAAGCCUUCUUCUUCUGCAGCUCUGCCUGGGGCUGGAACACCUGAAGAACCAGGGCGUCAUCCACUGCGAUCUCCGCUUAGAAAACCUGCUGCUGGUUAAGAUGCCCGGCCAGGUGGCUAAUCCAGGAAGCCAGGCCCAAGGUGAUAUCCUCCAGCUGCCGAGACUUGUAAUCAGCAACUUCUCCAAAGCGAAGCAAAGGAACACUGCCGUGGAUCAGAAGCACCACCCUGAUCUUGCCCGACAAGCUCCCGAAAUGAUGUCCACCUCCCAGUACAAAAUGGUGGAUGAGUUCCAAUUGGGCAUCCUGAUCUAUGAAGUUCUACACAUGCCGAAUCCCUUCGAGAGCAUCUCAAGGCAGAGCGAAGACGAAGAGUACAACACCAGCGACCUGCCCCUAAUCUGCCCACUAUCUGCCUACUCCGAGGGCCUUCAACACCUUGCCCACUUACUCUUGCGUGCCGACCCAUACAAGAGAAUACAUAUCCGUCAAGCGAAAAGCAUCCUUCAAGCCUUGCUUUGGGGUCCAUGCAGUAAAGCAUUCAGCGUGAAGACUGGGCUCAGAGACUCGCCACACGUGCUGAAGAACUGGUUGGAUGUCAAGCGUGUCUUGCUGGUGUUGAAGUUUGGAGAAUGGUUUCUCGAUGAGCAGAGCCAAACAACGUUGGAAGACUGGCUUUGCUGUCAAUACUUUGCCUUUGCCACCCCCGAAUCAAUGUUUCAGGCAGUAGAGAAAAUGCAGAUUCUUUUGGAAGAAAAAUGUUAGGGAGUCACACAGCACGGAAACAGGCCCAGGCCGAAUAAGAUGCUCCAUUUAACCUAGUCCCAUUUCCCCAUAGUUGGCCCUUGACCUUUCCAAUCAAUACCUCCUGCCUCCUCUGAGUGAAAAGGUUGCCUUGCAGGUUCCUAUUAAAUCUUUCCCCUCGGACUUUAACUCCAGUUAUUGAUUGCCCCAUCCUGGGUAAAAGAUUCAUGCAUUCACCCUAUCUAUUCGCCUCAUGAUUUUAUACACCGCUAUAAGAUCACCAUUCAACCUCCUGCACUCCAAGGAAUAGAAUCCUGGCCUGCCCAACCUCUCACUCACUGUAGCUCAGGCCCUCAUGCCCUGGCAAUAUCAUCAUAACUAUUCUCUGUACUCCAUCUUAUUAAUACCCCCUCCAUGGCAGUGUGAUCUAAACUGAACACAAUAUUCCAAAUGAGGCCUCACCAAUGUCUUGUAAAUUUUAACAUAACAUCCCAAUUUCUACAGUCAAUACUCUGACUGAUGAAGACUGAUGUACCUUCACUAUAACCCAAUCCUGUUGAAUAAGCAAAGUAACUCUUACAAGUAAACAUUGGCUAACAUGGCUUUAAUUAGAGUAUCCCCCAGAGGCUCGGUUUCGAUCCUGACUACGGGUGCUGUGCGUACGGAGUUUGUGCGUUCUUCCUGUGACCGCGUGGGUUUUCUCCAGGUGCUCUGGUUCUCUCCCACACUCCAAAGGCUUACGGGUUGGUAGGUUAAUUGGCUUUGGGAGAAUUGUAAAUUAUCUCUAGUUUGUAGGAUAGUGUUGGCGUACAGGGUGAUCGAUGGUCGGCACGGACUCGGUGGGCCGAAGGGCCUGUUUCCGCGCUGUAUCUCUAAAGUAAAGUCUAAAGUAAUGUAAAGAUGAUUUUGAUUAAGCUUCAUUUUCUCACAAUGUCUAUUAAAAUCGAUAAAUUUGAGUGGUUGACAUCACCUUUAAAUACCUAUCUAUUCAGUAGCGGUUUUGAGUCACUCUCUGAUUGUUUAGUAAAUUAAAUCCACCAUCUUGUGUAACGUUGAAUCACUUGGGCCAGGAAGCAAACAAUUCAUAAAUUGAUCUCAUCCAGGGCUGUAUUAGGGGCCCCCUUAGAAGGAUAAAGGGAAAAAAAACAUAUUAUGGAGUGAUUACUACCAGUAAAAUUCAGUGUAUUUGUAAAUAGGCAAGAGGCUGGAACAGACUCUGCCGAGUUGCCUCUAGCGGCCUGUUACCUCGGCAACACUCACUGCGAGAGCUCAUUUGAAAGAUUAUGGUUUUUGCGAGGAAUUAGAAAAUUGCAACGCCCACAUUAGCAAAUCCCAGCACAGAAUAGAUGCAUGCAGAGGAGUACAUCAGGUCCAGGUUUAUCUGUUGACUUAAAACCAAAAGGUAAAUACAUUUUUGCUCAAUGCCACAAGUCUUUUACGCAUGUCAAGGGCAAGUGAGUUAGAGCCCUCAUUGCUGAAGAUAGACACACAAUGUUGGAGUAACUCAGCGGAACAGGCAGCAUCUCUGGAGGGAAGGAAAAUGUGACGUUUCGGGUCGAGACCCUUCUUCAGUCUCAACCCAUUCCUUUUCUCUAGAGAUGCUGCCUGUCCCACUGAGCGGUGUAAACCAGCAUCUACUGUUCCUUCCUACACAGAUCACCUUGUCCUUGUUCAACUUUUUUGUGCAGGCUUACAAACAUACUAAGUGAGAUUUAAAAUCACUACUACCACCCAUUACAAGAAGCACCUCAUAUUUCGCUUGGGCAGCUUACACUCCAGCGGUAUGAAUAUUGAUUUCUCUAAUUUAAGUAACCUUUGCUUUCCCGCUCUCUCCAUCCCUCCACCUUUCCAGCUCUCCGACCAGUCUGACUGUCCCCCUGAUUACAUUUUAUCUCUGUUUGCUUCGUUGUCACCUUCUCCUAGCUAACAAUGAUCUAUUCUACAUUUUCCUUGAUCAACAUCUCUUUUGAUGUCUUGUUUUCACACCUUCCCUAUUACCGUGACUGCCACUCCCCUGACUCUCAGUCUGAAGAAGGGUCUCGAUCCGAAACUCGACCCAUUCCUUCUCUCCAGAGAAGCUGCCUGUCCCGCUGAGUUACACUACCAUUUUGUGUCUAUCUACUAUAAAUUGCAAACUAACAGAGUUAUCUGUACUGAUCAAAUCUCAUGAGAUUCUGUUAUUUGCCAUACGUGGAUGAUAACUGUGGACACAUAAACGUUAACUAAAUGUUGCACUAAACAUUAUUCCCUUUAUCAAGUAUCUGUACACUGUGGAUGGGUCGAUUGUAAUCAUGUGUAGUCUUGCCACUGACCUGAUAGCACGAAACAAAAGCUUUUCACUGUACCUCGGUACACAUGGCAAUAAAUUAAACUAAACUAAACAUACAUUUGCACAUGAGCUGCAGAUUUAACCAGAGCCAGUCUUGCAAUUAAACACAGCAAUGUCAAAGACGUGUUUGUGAUCUUUUCAUCAGAAAGAUUUUUGUUCAGUUCAGUUGUAGUUCCUCAGCCUGUGGUUUCAACAGAGAAUGUUUGCACUCAAGUUGUAGAAGGUCAGACCACUGUCAACGGUCUCGCGUGCUGCUGUUCGCUCG
Leucoraja erinaceus (little skate) is the source of this 5013-nucleotide messenger RNA. RefSeq names its product PEAK family member 3 (gene peak3). Lineage: Eukaryota; Metazoa; Chordata; Chondrichthyes; Rajiformes; Rajidae. The record is from RefSeq and is a predicted model, not a curated record. The coding region runs from base 482 to 2440 and encodes 652 amino acids. Gene Ontology annotation, molecular function: ATP binding; protein kinase activity. Gene Ontology annotation, biological process: protein phosphorylation. The transcript is spliced from 3 exons.